CACAACAAUCCAACACAACACCACACACGUUACAAAAGAGAACCACCCAAAAUGCCUGAAAUCAUCGACGACAAAUCCCAACACUGCAUCCCCUUCCUCCUCGAGCGUCUCAAAGCCCACCAAGCCCGCUUCAACCACGACCCCGCUUCCACCCCGCCCUUCUUCCUCGGCCUCAACGGCGUCCAAGGCGCCGGCAAGACCGUCCUCGUCUCAACCCUCAACUCCAUCCUCCGCUCCCCACCCUACUCCCUCGCAGUAGUAACCCUCUCCCUCGACGAUCUCUACCUCCCCCACGCCGCCCAGCAGCGCCUCGCACAGGAAAACCCCUCCAACCCCCUCCUUCAACACAGAGGUCAACCCGGCACGCACGAUCUGCCGCUCGCGCGCUCCGUCUUCGCUUCCCUCCGCGCCGGCGCCCCCACCGCCAUCCCGCAGUAUGACAAGUCUGCCUUUGCGGGGCAGGGCGAUCGCGUCCCUGAGGCGCGCUGGACGACGGUCAAUGGCGAGGGCGAACCCCAGGUGAAGGUUGUCAUCUUUGAGGGGUGGUGUGUGGGGUUCCGUGCUUGGGAUGAGCUCGUCUUGCGUCAGAAGUGGCAGGACGCGGUCACGGCGAGGGAGAGUGAGGGGAGUACGUAUAAUGGGCGGUUAGGAGCCGUUGCGUUUGAGGAUGUUAGAGCUGUGGACGAGGCGUUGAGGGGGUAUGAUGUUAUUACGGACCAACUCGACGCUCUAAUCCACAUAGACGCCCAAGACCUUCACUUCGUUUACGACUGGCGCCAACAGCAAGAGCUCGGUCUUCGAGCCACGAAAGGCACCGGCAUGACACCCGAGCAAGUCACCCAUUUUGUGGACGGCUAUUACCCUUCGUACGAACUGUUUACCGAAACCCUUCGUCAGGGAGCUUUCAAGCCUAUCCCUCAUUCGACGACGGCGGGGGCGCCUGCGACAGGCUGGGAGGGGAGACAGUUGCGGUUGGUUGUUGAUAAGGAUCGGCGGGUGCAGGAUGUGAUUCGGAUUUAAGGUUCACCGAUAAUCGCAGACGAAAAAUACGAUAGAUAGAUAGAUCCAUGUUAGAC
Molecule: messenger RNA, 1076 nt
Organism: Aspergillus campestris IBT 28561
Lineage: Eukaryota; Fungi; Ascomycota; Eurotiomycetes; Eurotiales; Aspergillaceae
Product: TDA10 family protein
Exons: 5
Coding region: 52-1020 (322 amino acids)
Cellular component (GO): cytoplasm
Source: RefSeq, a predicted model, not a curated record